CCGCUUCCUAGUGGUGCCUCGGUCUUUGUUCUGGCCUCGCGGUGUUUAUCCAUCCAGAACUAGCACCCAUCACUGGCGGUUGUUCGCGGGUUACUAACGCUGGCACCGCACCUUACGGACCUACUGUAGAUCGUCAUUUUAUUUGGCAGACGUAAUCCUAAAUUGACUUUUUUAUUCUACUAUCUUCCCUUGCCUAGCUAGUGUGUUCCUGUGGGCGUUAUACAUCUUAUGGGCAAAACUAGCACCAUCCGUCAACUUCCGUCAAACUCGCAACAUCUAUCUGUGAUCGCCACAACAAGCACGCCUGUCAAUUCUGCCACUCCUUGAUAGAUUUUAUUUCUCAACAACAAAUCUGACAGGGGCAUUGAAUUCGGGAAAGUCAUGAGUUUCUUCGUAGUUCCGCUGGUUCUGUAUCAAACCAAGAAGAAGCUUGACGAUGCAAAGAAGGAUAAGGACUCGCCACAACUGGAAAAUGCCUCGUUGAGAAAGAAGAAGCGGGUCAAGAAACACAGAGACAAGUACGGGGGCGACUUGGACUCACUAAACUCACAAGCCACUGAUGAAAUGAGCAUUAUUCUGAGAAAGAAACACUCACAGUCCUCACACUCACAAUCAACUUAUUCCCAUUCAUCGGGAAAUUCGAACCGUCGUCUUUCCACUCACAGUGAUUCCAACCCCACAACCCCCACUGCACCAGUUCCCCCCAAAUCCCUUACACACCCCAAACAUGAUGCCAUUAACAUUACCAAGUUGGAUGAUAGUUUGAAAGAGUUGAAAAAUUCUCAGAAUCAAGAUCCGGGGAAUCAGGAUAAUCGCCCCCGCCUGUCGACAGCGGGAAUGCAAAGCAUCUUAUCAAAUGAACAAAAUACAAGCAUUUCCCCGAUACUACCUCCAUCCAAGCCUCAGCUAAUGAGCUCCUUAACCACUUCAAAAUCGGAGAAUCCAACCCUCGAUAAGAACCGGAACAAUUCAGAACUAUCCACAACAUCUUCUUCUUCUUCAUUGAACCCUCAGGCUUCGAAAUUUAGACGUAACAGCUCAUUCUCAUCGAUGCAAUCAAGCACGGUUAAUCCCCUCAGCCAAGUCUCUUCUGCCCAUCACAAGGGAUCUACUUCCUCAAGGUUUUCAAGAAAACUUUCCAGUAUAUUAUUGGGGGGUAGUCCAAGUCCCAGCCCAACUAUUGAAAGUAAAAUCGUGGAAUCCAAAUACCCCCAUCCAUCGUCCCAAAAUGAAUCUAAAUCGAGCUCAAAACAAAGCUUGUUCAAAGCUUCAUACGACAACUCAAUUCCUCUGCAUUCAAGUGAAAUCGAUGUUACUCCGUCUCUAGAGAUAGAACCACAUCGUUCAAUUAACAGAAGGCCAUCAGAGCUAGGUAUUACAAGGUUUGUUCCACUCAUUAGUCUUGGCUACUUGAACAGCAUUCAAACCAUGAAAGAAGUUUUAUUCACACCAGGAUUCCAGAUCUUCAGAUACAACAAUUUUCUUUCCUUACUUUCUGAUCAUAAUCAUGGAGAUCCAAUCAAUUUUGCCAGUAUCAGACACCAUUCCAUUCAAAAAUUCAUUAACAAGUACCGCGUUAGCAAAGACUAUUCUAGUGAUUUUGAUAUUACAGUUGACCAUGAUUCCUCGUAUUUUGAGGGUUUAUUAGCUCAUAAAAGUCUAGAGGCCAGAAGAUUCUUACGUGGUUUGAUCAAAAAAGAGCUGGAGGCUUCACAUACCAAGAUUGGAAUAUCCAAUAAUGAGGAAUUGAUGCAAAUCAACUUUACCAACUAUGUACGAUAUGUGCUUGAUUUGCCUUCCAGUAUUGACUCAAAAUACUUGAACAAAACGGAACGUAAGCAUUAUGAGUACAAGACUUUAUUUUCCAAAAUUUCAACUGCGCUCUAUUUGAAGAAAAAGGAAGAAGUUGGAGGCGAAUCGCUUGGGACAACUGGCGAAACUGAAGCAAGUAUAAAAGCUGGCCUUUUAGUCCAGUUGAUAACAAAGGUUUCAUACGAAUACAUCUUAUUGGAGAAGUAUCACAUACAAAUCUUGUCCAACUUCAAUAACAACUCAAUCAUAGAUGGAAGGGUUUUAGCAGAGUUAUACAGCAAACAUCGUCAACGUAUUAAAGAGGGAAAUCCUGAGCAAUUAAAGGUUCUUUUUUACAAUGUCGCUUUCAGUGCACAAUACGCUUGGUACUUGUCUGUGACAAUUCCAUUUGUGAGAGUUUUUGAAUCAAACGUUUACGCAGAAAAUCACAAGCUUAUUAAGGACGGAAAACUAUAUGAUGAUCUCGAGAAGAAGACAGUAAAGAAUUCGUUUGAAAAAUCAGACAAGGAAUUAUUCGAUACAUUCACGAAGAAGCUUUACAUUAACGAUUUCAAGCAAUACAAAGUAACUACUCCUGACAAACUUGUUAAAUUGCAUAAACUGCUUGAUAACAAUUCUCCAAAAUAUGCACAUGUGAACCGGCGUCAGAUUCCAGAUCCAUCAGCAGUAUACGGUCACAAACCAAUGAACUUUGAGUAUUACGACGACUCACUCUCAACUUUGGCAGAUAAUACAUUUGAUUUUAUCCAGAGUAGGGACCUACCAUUCCAAAUCACAUUAGAUAAUUAUUUGACAACAUUCAGACAAUUGCAUAGAGUAUUAAAACCAGGUGGUACAAUAGAAGUACCGUUCAUCCAUAUUGGACAGGACUGCGUUAAGCAAUACAUCGAUGAGGCUAUAAAUGGAACUUCCAAGAAAGAGCCUCAAAUUCAAAGCUGGCUUUAUGAAAAAUUCGACUGUAUUCAUGACGUAACUAGGGUGAUUUUGCAAGGACUCCUUGAAGUAUUUGGAAAGUCACAAGUCAAAUACAGCAUUGUAUUGUUGAACAAUAAUAACGAAGUGAAUCACUUCCUCUAUAAACAUGUCAGCUUGAUUCUGCAUGAGAUGGUUGGUCACAUGAAAGAAUGCUGUAUGAAUUUCAAAGAUUCGGAUGAAAUUAGCACUGUUGAUGCUGAAGAUGUUCAUUACUUAAUUAAUAUUAAGGCCCAUAAAAAGCCUUCCGACUAAACUACAGUACUAGGAUCGAUUGCAAUAGCUAUAGAUUGCUAGAAAUCUAUGACCUAGUCACUCUCCACCCAUAAAGCAUGACAAUUCAUUUCUCUAUAACUAAUUAAUAGAUUUCGAU
Molecule: messenger RNA, 3157 nt
Organism: Suhomyces tanzawaensis NRRL Y-17324
Lineage: Eukaryota; Fungi; Ascomycota; Pichiomycetes; Serinales; Debaryomycetaceae
Exons: 1
Coding region: 382-3039 (885 amino acids)
Source: RefSeq, a predicted model, not a curated record